Racocetra persica is the source of this 226-nucleotide messenger RNA. NCBI's taxonomy places the organism in Eukaryota, Fungi, Glomeromycota, Glomeromycetes, Diversisporales, Gigasporaceae. The record is from the annotation of a GenBank genome assembly.
GCCAUAUUUCUAUUCUGAAGAUGGACAAAUUAUUCCAGAACUACCAUAUCCGUAUGAAAUAAAGGUUGAUGAUUUAGUCAAGGAUUUGUUAUCGAAAUAUGAAACGAAAUCACCGAAAAUGUUGAAUGAGUUCUUUAUUUAUCGUAAGGCAUUUGUUCAAAAAUUCAAGAAACAGAAACUUCGACCAAAGAUGACACAAGUAUCUUCAUUGGCGUCAACAUCUUGA